AUGGGCUCUGUAGACACCUCGCUGCACCCCCACACAUCGGGCCGCGCUGCCCGCUUCGCAGAAGCACACUCGUCUCCAAACCCAUUGAUUCUCUACGGCGGUUGGUUCUGCCCGUUCGUCCAGCGCAGCUGGAUCACCCUGCACGAGAAAAACAUCGCGCACCAAUAUUUCGAGAUCAACCCGUACCACAAAGACCCCGAAUUCCUCAAGCUCAAUCCUCGGGGAUUGGUCCCAACACUCGCCGUCCCCCUCGACAAGGAUGGCAAGCAGCAAAAGCCCCUGUACGAGAGUCUCGUGAUCUGCGAGUACCUGGACGAAGUAUAUAACGACCCCUCUAAGAACGGCCCCGAUCUGCUGCCGAGAGAAGACGCCUACUUGCGCGCGAAAUGCCGCAUUUGGAUCGACCAUAUCUCGACCAGGAUUGUCCCCGCCUUCUACCGCUUCAUGCAACAUUCCGACUCCAAACCAUACAGUCUGGAUCAAGCAAGGGCGGAUUUCCUCAACCACAUCAAGACCUUCGUUAAAGAAUGCGACCCCCGGGGACCAUACUUUUUGGGUGAGCGAUUUAGUCUUGUGGACAUUGUGCUCGCCCCUUGGCUGUGCAGGAUGUUUCUUUUUGACGUGUACAAAGGCGGAGCAGGUGUGCCUGAGGAAGGGAAGGGAGGUGACGAUGAAGAGGUGUGGCAGAGAUGGAGGAAGUGGGCAAAAGCAGUGGGAGGAAGGGAGAGCGUGUUGGACACUUUGAGUGAAAGGGACCAGUAUGUUGAUGCCUACCGGAGGUAUGCAGAGGACACCACGCAGAGCGAGGUCGCCAAGGCCACAAGAUCGGGAAGAGGAUUGCCAUAG
Messenger RNA from Cladophialophora psammophila CBS 110553, 846 nucleotides. Its product is annotated as glutathione S-transferase. The transcript has a single exon. The coding region runs from base 1 to 846 and encodes 281 amino acids. Gene Ontology annotation, cellular component: cytoplasm. NCBI's taxonomy places the organism in Eukaryota, Fungi, Ascomycota, Eurotiomycetes, Chaetothyriales, Herpotrichiellaceae. The record is from RefSeq and is a predicted model, not a curated record.